AUUUGGACCACGAUGGUCUCCCUAAAUCUCUUAAGUGUUAAUAUGUAUUGCUAAAACCUUACAGACCAUGUAAGCUAGCAUUGAUUUUGGGUGAUUUUUGUGGCUGGUUUAGAAAAGGAAUUUUGAUGGGUGGUUCUGGUCCCUGACGUGAUUGAGUAGGAGGGGAGUGUGAGGUGUCUGGGGUGUGUGUGUGCCUUCUCUCUUGAUCCUCAGCUAAACAUUUCCAUCCUCACUGGACAGAGACACCUUUGUUAACCCAGAGGCGGCAAGGUCUCCAUAGCGUCUCACCUCUCACACUUCAUAUCUUCCCAGCAGUAGAUAAACAUGUCUUGCUCGGGGACCCCACAACUUGUGCUGCUCCUGCUUUUUACUGGAAUUCUUCUCCCUGCGUUCCUCACAGUAGGCUAUCCUCAAGCAGCUGCACCCACUGUUUGGCAAGAACCCCCAGAGCUUCCAUCUGGAGCAGAACCCAUUGAAACCACGCCAUCUGUACCCCUGUCUGAUGUCACUGGUGUUCCACCUGAUGCAUCUGAGCCAGACCCCACAUAUGAAGACCCUCUGAGUAACAGUGAUGGUUCCCUGGGUCCUGGAGCCGUUGCUGCGAUCGUCCUGGCAGCCCUACUUGGCACCUCUGUCCUCAUUGCUCUGAUUGUUAUCACGCUCAGAAAAUUCUCUGCUUCUUAAAAACCAAUAAAGAAUCACAUUGUGUUUCUGCCCUUUAUGGUCAAGUUAAAACUGUGAGCAAAAACAUAAGCAAGUGAACUGCACAUACUGUAGAUCCCAUUUCCUCCAAUAAAUGGCUUUAUCAGUGGCUUUGUGCUGGGAUCCUAGGUUCAUAGAACCCAAACAUGUUAUCCACGAGCCACGAUAUGGGAUCAACACAAAUCCGCCCCACCCCCCUGCCACCAAAAUACCGCAAAUAUAAAACACGAUGAAGAAAUGCCCACACCAAGAUAGAAACGUAAUUAGGAAAUAGAGGAAAUACAGUUAAAUAAUACUGG
Bufo bufo (common toad) is the source of this 1001-nucleotide messenger RNA. RefSeq names its product secondary ossification center associated regulator of chondrocyte maturation (gene SNORC). The transcript has 3 exons. Gene Ontology annotation, biological process: cartilage development. The coding region runs from base 325 to 684 and encodes 119 amino acids. The record is from RefSeq and is a predicted model, not a curated record. NCBI's taxonomy places the organism in Eukaryota, Metazoa, Chordata, Amphibia, Anura, Bufonidae. Gene Ontology annotation, cellular component: cell periphery.